AUGGGUACAGAGCAAUCUGUUACUGGAAUGAGUCUGCUACAUAAUUUAUCUACUAGCAGCAAAGGAAAGCUCAAAUGGACAGCCGAUUUUGAGGCUCUACAAAGAUUUGUCGCAGAAGUUUUGGUUUUGUCAGACGGUGAAUGGUCCACGCCGGGAGGAUACGCAAAGCUUUACCAAGAUGAAAGCAUCUCUAUCCACUGGUAUUCUGAUACCGAAUCGAUCACCAUUAGUGGUAAAGACGAAAAGGAAUUCAAGGAGAAGCUGAUGAAAUUAGUUUCAAUUUCAGCGGGUUUAUCUAACGGCGAGGGCAAGCUCGUGGGUGUUGUUGACAAAAACAGGUCAGUCAGCCAUAACGACAAUAAAUCCCACCCAAAUAAUGACCUAGACGAUUCCCAAGAGACCUAUCUUAAAAUCCUUAACUGCCAGUUGCAAGCUAAACUACAAGACUUAUCCGAUCAAUUUGUAUCGAGCAAGACAUACAUAAAUAGGGCGUUAUCAGAUCACUCUAACCAGCUUAAAGAACUCAGAAUUGCUGACAAGGAAAGUGGAUUUUCUGCACUUAUAAAGGAAAAUAACGAUUUAAAAGACGCGAACAAUAUUUGA
This is a messenger RNA of Paramuricea clavata, 603 nucleotides long. Lineage: Eukaryota; Metazoa; Cnidaria; Anthozoa; Malacalcyonacea; Plexauridae. The record is from the annotation of a GenBank genome assembly.